GGCAGGGACACCCCCGGCUGAUGGCAGGGACACGGCUGGGACCCGAGAGGGACAACCCGGCAAAGGGCCAGCCCCGAGAGGGGACACCCCUGAAGGGGACAGCCCCGGCUGAUGGCAGGGACACGGCUGGGACCCCGAGAGGGGACAUCCCGGGAGGGGACACCCCGGCAGGAACAACCCCGGCAAGGGGACGCCCCGUGCCACCCCCCGUCCCCGGCACUCCAUCCCGCCCCUCCGAGCCGUGCCGAGCUCUCCGGAGCCUCGGGCCGCAGCCCCUCCCGUGCUCCAGCGCUGUCCCCUCGCUGUCACAGCCGCCGCCACCCCCUGCUGUCCCUUCCCCCCGAUCCGUCACAUCCCGCCACCUGCAGUCAAGCUCCAGGAUGUUCCCUAAAUGACACGUCUGCACGGCACAGAGAUGGGCAGUGCUCCUGACCAGUGCCUGCUCUGGAGUGCACCUCAUCCUCGUUUUGGUCAACUAAACCAUCCUGUUGGGGCUGUUACUCCUCAUAUAAAAGCCUUUAAGCACUCCU
Messenger RNA from Zonotrichia albicollis (white-throated sparrow), 530 nucleotides. The record is from RefSeq and is a predicted model, not a curated record. NCBI's taxonomy places the organism in Eukaryota, Metazoa, Chordata, Aves, Passeriformes, Passerellidae.